Pisolithus orientalis is the source of this 1887-nucleotide messenger RNA. RefSeq lists its product as uncharacterized. NCBI's taxonomy places the organism in Eukaryota, Fungi, Basidiomycota, Agaricomycetes, Boletales, Pisolithaceae. The transcript is spliced from 5 exons. The record is from RefSeq and is a predicted model, not a curated record. Gene Ontology annotation, molecular function: oxidoreductase activity. Bases 95 to 1771 code for a protein of 558 amino acids.
GCCGACUAAGCCCAAUGACAACCACGCCUUAUCGACGACAGCCAGGCCUUAAAAGCCAGAGGCAAUCCACAUCCCAGUGAUUUAGUUACUAACCAUGGCCACGUCUUCCCCCCCAGAGAUCAUUGUCCCUGCUAAACCCUCCUCCCCGGAGGUGCUCGCCCGUCUCUUCCCCGGGCUCAAACCACCCCCGUCUGUGUUGGCUCCUACUCGCAUCGCGAACAACGGUCCCGAUGCAUUGGCUGCGUUACUCACCGCACUCAGAGACAACCACGAAAGGAGCCACGUAUUCUUCAACCAGUUCAGUUUCCACAACCAUUCCACUCAUCACUUGCUCGCCAUCUACGCACUUGGGGCACCAGGCCCGGUGAUUACCGCCGCCUAUGAGCUUACUCAUCUUGACCAUCAGCGAAUUGCAUUCGUUGCACCCGAAAACGUGGUGAUCACCGACGACAAUUUCACUGAUUAUCUCGGAAAUGACCAGAAUUAUAAUGCGUAUCUCGAUUACUUCCACUGUAUCGUCCUCCAACCUGGCGCGACCAUCCCUGAUAUCAUAGAGAAAUAUAUCUUCUCUGAUUACUACAACAUUAGGAUGCCAAAGGAGGGCACUCAACAGCCAGAAAUGUUAAACAGGUUCUUGGAAAUUCUUUUACACCCCAUCAUUCACGUCGGAUAUGGUGCCGAGUUUGGCCUCCUAGGCAUGAUCGCGGAAGGUACGGAACUAAUUCGCUCCACCGCUACAUCCGUUCACCCGCCUGUUGCAGGUCUGGCCUGGACUGCCGUCCAUCCUGCGGGCGCGACGACGCUCAUCUCACGCCUUCUGUUUACUCCCGAGCGUACCACUCCACUCACAGAGUUAGAGAAACAAGAGCCUGAAUGGAUGCCCAAGUCUGGCACACGCCUUAGAGCGCUGAAUAUCUUGUCACUCAUGCUCCGAGAUACGCGCUUCUUCGGUUCGAGAGUUCUCGACAAGCACGAGUUUGCUGCCAUGCUCGAGUCACAUGGCGAAAUCUUUAACAAGUACGCCGAAAUGUGGGAUUGCAACAUCGAGAACCAAGAAGACUUGGAAAAGUACCUAGAGGAGAUCAUCUUCGCCGACAUGCUCAUGUACGGCGUCGGAAGCUGGGAUGGUGACGAUGCCGAAUAUCGUGCCGACUUCUUCACCGGCCAUAUCGUCACAUCUGCUCUCUUUUUGCCGUCCCUUUGUGCCCAUAUAUCGCGUCGGUCUCAGACAUUGCUGCUUCGUGCCCACUUCUUGACAAGCAUCACGUGGUGGGUGGUCCGUGGGAGAUCCCCCUUCCCGUUGAAAGAAUUUACCGCCACCCCGCUUCCGCCGUUCCCAAAUUCCCCGUCUGCAAAGCACUCAACGACUCUUCCGGGUCCCCAGCCCGCUGCUGCAUCUGACGCUCUUCCGUCCCCCAACUCUCCGUACGCGUUAGUCCCCAAUCCGUGGUACCCAAUCCUCGCAAAUGCGAUCGUCCAUCCAAACGAGCACUUGUGCAAAUUCCAACGUGCACUCGCGCAUUUUGCGACACUGUACGGUCACCGGCAAGCUGGCUUUGUGAUGGAGUCGUUGUCUAAGGAUGGGGUGGAUGUGGAUCCCAACUACGCCUACCUGGACGGCUCGGUGUUCUUACGAGUUGCGUGGCUCACGAGUGCAGCGUUGGGUUGGGUAGUCCAGGGUGAGGCUAACACUGGGAUUUGGAACUAUCAGGAGUUUGAGCAGAAGGCGUAUGACGAUUUGGCAAUGUUGGAAGCACAAGGGAAGGCCUAGUGCCCGACUACUGAAAUGGAUAUCACUGUGACAUUGCGCCCUCUUACAAAUGAAUAGAUCAUUUGACUUAAUCAGCUGACGUCACGGAUAGUGGUCGUACAUAAGGAUGGUUGCAU